AGCGUCAAUACUUCCUCUUCUUUUCAUCUCUCCAUCAUCAUCUUCAUAUUCUGCUCAUGAGAGAGUUCAGCUCAAGUAUUGCUCACUCUAACCCUUGGAGUCGCUUUUUCCCCACCUCGGCAGAUACGGCGACUUGGCCUCUUCCGUCCCGGGCUAAACCUCAUCACACGGCAGCUCGCAGCUGGGUUGUCUACUCAUGCUGACGCUGCGGCUCUGUGACCCGACAAACGUAGCCGAAUGGGUGUUGAACCUGCAUGAAGAACGAUUGACUUCCCAUCUUCAGCGUUCUGAGCGCCUCUCACAGCAGUAGGGUUACAGUUACAGUCAAGGGCUGUGCAUCCACAGGGAUUUGUUUUAUGGGUCGCACCCACCAGUUGAUACCUCCUUCGACUUAAUUCUCGCUCUUCAGCACGACCACCUUCCUCUAUAGUCCUGCAGCCAUGUUCGUCCUCCCGCCUCCCCCGCGGUAUCCCACCCAGGCCGCCUACAGUGCCGCCCUUGGUGCUGGCGGUAUACCGCCUAUGAUCGAGACCAACAAUAUUCUCUCAAACCCAGAGGAUCACUUCUUGGUCGGCGAGGGUACCUACGUGCUCAAGGAGGACUUACACCUUGCCACGCCUCCUCCCCACCCAUCAGAAUCACCAGUCAUAAAUCCAAAUCCCCUUGCAACCAGCCCGCAACCGGCAACAGCAGGAACCAAGGUCUCGCUGCUGAGCCUCUAUGCUCGCCCACCGCCCUUCUCCUACAAGGGCUUGUUGGCGUCGGGCCUGGGCCAUGCGAGCAUCCAGGAGCGCCCCAGCGAGGAUGAUUCCAGAGACCCGACCCUGAGCGGCAGUGAGGGCCGCGCCAAUUCGAGCGAGGCCCCUCAGUCUCUGGGGUCUGCUCCGGCCUUUGGAGAAGGGACCUCGCUGCUGGCGCCGCAGAAUGCCAAGGAUGCUGGCAAGAGGAAGAAGCCCAAGAAUAACAUGACUAAGAGUAACUCGUCGUUCAUCAGCAGGGUCAUUGUCCAUGAGGCACUUGUCAAGAGGAUACAGGAGCGGCCGGCGGAUGGUCUGUUUGCCUUUGCGAACAUCAACCGGGCAUUCCAAUGGUUGGACAUGUCUGCUUCUAAGAAGGAUGACUAUCUUACCAAGAUUUUAUUUACAAAGGCACAUUGUCUGUGUCACGACGUAAACCAGGUCACCAAAGGCGCCGCUCAUAUCGACGUAAUCAUGGGCUUCUCGACGGGCGAGAUCAUAUGGUGGGAAGCAACGUCGCAGCGAUAUGCCCGACUGAACAAGAACGGGGUGAUAAACGGAACUCCGGUCUCCCAAAUCAAGUGGAUACCUGGCUCGGAAACCCUCUUUCUCGCAUCACACAUGGAUGGAUCCCUGGUGGUUUACGACAAGGAGAAAGAAGACGCCAUCUUUUCUGCAGAGCAGGAGAAUGGGGAAGGUGAGGCUACAAAUGGAGCUACGGCAUCUGCGCCGACCAAGCACGGCAUUCAGGUACAGAAGUCUGUCCAUUCCAAGAACCAGAAGUCCAACCCGGUGGCGGCAUGGAAAUUGUCAAAUCAGCGCAUCAAUGCCUUCGCCUUUUCUCCUGACAACCGGCACUUGGCUGUUGUGUCAGAAGACGGAUCGUUGAGAAUCAUCGACUACCUCAAAGAAGAGCUCCUCGAUCAUUUCCACUCGUAUUACGGCGGGCUGAUCUGCGUCUGCUGGUCUCCCGAUGGGAAAUAUGUGCUGACAGGCGGCCAAGACGAUCUCAUUUCCAUCUGGCACGUGCCCGAGUCCGUCCUCAUUGCCCGCUGUCAGGGUCACCGCUCAUGGGUUACAUCCGUCGCCUUCGACCCUUGGCGUUGCGACGACAAGAACUACCGCUUCGGCAGUGUAGGCGAGGACCGGCGCUUGUGUCUGUGGGAUUUCUCAGUGGGCAUGCUACACCGUCCGCGCGGAGGCGGAGGCGCCAAUGCUGCGAGGGGUUCGAUUGCAUCCCGAUUCACGGCGGGCACGGCCCUUGCCCGCGCCGAAACGACGGGGACGAGCAGGUCCGAAAAUACGGAAGACACCGGCUCUGGCAAGGCGUCCACAGGGCCGCAUCCGGUGGAGCCGCGGGCCAAUACAGCCAUGUUGCCCCCGGUGCUGACCAAGGUGGUCGACGCAGAUCCGCUUGCGUGGUUAGAGUUCACCGAGGAGGCCAUCAUGACAAGUUGCCGAAGCGGCCAUAUCCGGACUUGGAGCCGACCGUCGGACUCGACAGCGCAUGUCGGUGACACCUCGGCCACUUGAUUGUGUUACAAAGAGGCCGGUAGUGAUGAACGGCUCAAACGGGGCAUGUUUAUUGGGGUAUAUGGGUUCGUUUGAUGUGUGGUACAGCGAAUUGAAACGUAUUACGAGAUAUCGCAACCAGUAUUUCUAGGCGCAGCGAAAUGUGAGUCCAAGGUUUUCACAUGCC
Messenger RNA from Cryphonectria parasitica EP155, 2436 nucleotides. Its product is annotated as putative catabolite repressor protein. Gene Ontology annotation, molecular function: protein binding. The transcript is spliced from 7 exons. Gene Ontology annotation, biological process: carbon catabolite repression of transcription. Gene Ontology annotation, cellular component: cell tip; nucleus; cell division site. NCBI's taxonomy places the organism in Eukaryota, Fungi, Ascomycota, Sordariomycetes, Diaporthales, Cryphonectriaceae. The record is from RefSeq and is a predicted model, not a curated record. Bases 441 to 2270 code for a protein of 609 amino acids.